Papaver somniferum (opium poppy) is the source of this 870-nucleotide messenger RNA. RefSeq lists its product as uncharacterized. The transcript has a single exon. Lineage: Eukaryota; Viridiplantae; Streptophyta; Magnoliopsida; Ranunculales; Papaveraceae. Bases 1 to 870 code for a protein of 289 amino acids. The record is from RefSeq and is a predicted model, not a curated record.
AUGGUAGAGUUGGGAAUAAAAGAAUCUUAUGUAACUUGGAUAGAACACUUUUUUAAUUCGAAAUGGCUUGAUACAUUUAGUGGUUGGCAUUAUCAUGUAGUUGCAAGAGGAAUCUCUGAUCAUGGUCCUCUUAUUGGUUCUGACACUGUUAUUGGAAGAGCUCUAAAUACUCCCUUCAGGUUUCAACAAAUGUGGCUUACUCAUCCUUCCUUCUUACAAGUGGUCAUUGAUUCUUGGAAUGAAGAUAUUAUUGGUAAUCCUAUAUUUAUAUUUAUGAACAAACUUAAAAGACUGAAAAACAUUCUCAAGACUUGGAACUGGGAAAUUUUUGGAAAUGUUCAAGAAAAUCUUAAAAAAGUUGAAGACAAGGUUAUGGAAGAAACUAUUAAGUCAGAUGUUGAUCCUGCCAAUAUCUCCUUAUUGAAUAAUUUGGUUACUGCUAGAGGCAAUUAUGAAAUGGCUGCAAAUAACUACAAUACUUUCUUGAGAGAUAAAGCCAGAUUGAACUGGAUUAAAGAUGGUGAUAUGAAUUCCAAAUUUUUUCAUACCAGUAUCAAAAUGAGACAAUCCCAAAAUACUAUCUCUGAACUGGAAAAUGAUUCAGGUGAUAUUAUUACCACUCAACAGGGUAUCUCUGAUUUGCUUAUUGACUAUUUUAAGAAGAAGUUUGAACACCAAUCAGUUCAAAUUAAUGAUUCAAUAUUUGAUGUCGUGCCUCAUAUUAUUUCUGAAGCUGAUAAUUUUUUCUUGGAGGAUUGUCCAAAUGAAGAGGAAAUAAAGAAAGUUGUUUUUAAUCUGAAUGUUGAUAGUGCUCCAGGUCCUGAUGGAUUCACUGGAGUUUUUUUACAGAGCAGCUUGGGAAAUCAUUAA